This is a messenger RNA of Chelmon rostratus (copperband butterflyfish), 1917 nucleotides long. RefSeq names its product crystallin, mu (gene crym). Gene Ontology annotation, cellular component: cytoplasm. The coding region runs from base 46 to 993 and encodes 315 amino acids. Gene Ontology annotation, biological process: thyroid hormone metabolic process. The record is from RefSeq and is a predicted model, not a curated record. The transcript has 8 exons. Lineage: Eukaryota; Metazoa; Chordata; Actinopteri; Chaetodontiformes; Chaetodontidae. Gene Ontology annotation, molecular function: thyroid hormone binding.
CUUCAGCGUGGCUCACUCGCCUGACGCGCAGAGGCAGGAGUCACCAUGGCUGGGCCUCCUGUUGUCAUACGGGAGCAUGAAUUUGAGAGUCUGCUGCGCUACAGGGAGCUGGUCCCCCGUCUGGAGGCGGCUUUGGGGAAAUUCUCCAGCCGGGACAGCGCCGAGGUGAUCCAGCCAGUGCGCUCCACGGUGCCCCUGCAGAAACACAACGGCUUCAUGGGCUUGAUGCCCACAUACAUGGAGAACGACGGAGUCCUGUGCACAAAGCUCGUGUGUUUCUACAAGAGGGAGGAUGGCUCAACUUUGCCCGCCGUGCAAGCCACAGUGGUGCUGCUGGACCCGGAGCGUGGGAAUGUAAAGGCUGUUAUGGAUGGAGAGGUUAUCACAGGCAUGAGGACAGCUGCAGUCUCAGCCAUCUCUGCUAAGCUGCUGAUGCGUCCUGAAGCAGAGGUGCUGGCCAUCUUGGGGGCCGGCAAACAGGCCCGGAGCCAUUAUAACGCCUUCACGGAGAUGUUUUCAUUUCAAGAGGUGCGCGUGUGGAGCCGCUCCAGAGAGCGAGCGGAGGGCUUCUGCCGGUCCGUAAGCGGUCCGGUGACGGUAUGUGCGUCAGUGGAGGAGGCGGUGAGGGGAGCGGAUGCCAUAGUGACGGUAACCAGAUGUACAGAGCCAGUGCUCUUUGGUCAGUGGGUCAAACCGGGAGCCCAUGUCGCAGCAGUGGGAGCUUGCAGGCCAAACUGGCGGGAGCUGGACGACGUGUUGAUGAAGGAGGCGGUGGUGUAUGCUGACAGCAGGGAGGGAGCGAUGGCUGAGUCCGGUGACGUCGUCCUCUCUGGGGCUGAAGUGUUUGCAGAGCUUGGAGAUGUUAUUAAUGGGACAAAACCUGCACACAGAGAGAAGACAACCGUGUUCAAAUCCCUUGGGAUGGGAGUUGAAGAUGCAGUGUCAGCUGAGCUGGUAUUUGACCGAUGGAAAGCCAAAGCCAGCCAGCAAUGAAGAGGCCCCCCUGUAUUUCAAUCCUGACCUCUCUGUUUGACCUUCAUGGCACACAAGCUGAUCAAGAUCGAGGCAAAAUAAAAUAAGGACUGGAAAUCGUGUCUUUCAGUCUAAAUCAACGACUACUUCAGUUUAUUCAUCAUGGGGGAAAACAAUUAAAGCCACUGCUGUAUAACCUGAUAAACCUGCCAACAAUAUCUAACGCCAAAAGGGUUGCUUGAUCAAACGUAUGGUCAGUCAACAGAAAAUUAAUCAGCUAUAACCCUGAUAAUCGGUUUAAGAUAUUUAUCAUGUACCUUUAAGUUGACAGAGACUACAGCCAUGCGAGCAGCUCUGUGUGGCUGUGAGCACAGCGGUGCUUUGAGCUAAAUGCUAAUGUCAGUAUGCUAACAUGAUUUUUAUCAGGUGUGGUGUUCAUGCUCAACCAUCUUUAGUUUGAGAUGUUAGAAUAACAUACUUACAUUAAAGGCAGUGUGUUUACCUGGCACACUUACAACAUUCAUCAUUUUAGUUUAGCAUGUAAACAUUCACUAAUUAGCACAAAGUACAGCAGAGGCUGAUGGGAGGCUUUUGAUUUAGCUUUCCUUUGUUAUAGUUAUAUGGUUGUUGGUCACAUAAGAUUAUUUCCCUGUUAUGUUUUUCACUGUUAUGUGUUUGGACAGAAGAUAUAAAAUACAACAGAGCAUUUUCAAUGAAUUUAUUUACUUUUCUUAAAAAAAAAAAAAAAAUCAGCAUAUUACUAUGUGAAAAUGAAACCACAUUUAGCAAGGAAGUAAAUCUAAGUGUAUUUCCACUGCACCAUAGAAACACCGAUAGAAUGAGUUCAGAUUUACAGUGGCUCACAAGGGCACUCAUGUAAUUUGAUCACUGCUCAUUUCAAAAUAAAAUGCAUUUGCUAGUUACUUCUUAUGGUUAUAUUGUACA